AGCCAACCAUGUGCAUGUGAAAGAGGCUGACUUACAAGAAUCUGCUCCCGAAAGCCCAGCGAGGCCCAGGGCCAACUUCCACUUUAUUCUGGAUGUUUUCACUUUUGGGGCAUCCUGUUCUGAGUCAAGAUUCCUCCUUCUGAACAUGGGACUUCCCAGAAGGACCACAGCUCCUCCCGUGCACCCACUCAGCCCGGGAGGUUCUGGAUUUUGGUUGUUGAAGGAGUUUACCUGCCUCACCAAAGAAGGAUGGCCAUGAGGCCCCUGUGGAGUCUGCUUCUCUGGGAAGCCCUACUUCCCAUUACAGUUACUGGUGCCCAAGUGCUGAGCAAAGUCGGGGGCUCAGUGCUGCUGGUGGCAGCACGCCCUCCCGGCUUCCAAGUCCGUGAGGCUAUCUGGCGAUCUCUCUGGCCUUCAGAGGAGCUCCUGGCCACAUUUUUUCGAGGCUCCCUGGAGACUCUGUACCACUCCCGCUUCCUGGGCCGAGCCCAGCUACACAGCAACCUCAGCCUGGAGCUCGGGCCACUGGAGUCUGGAGACAGCGGCAACUUCUCCGUGUUGAUGGUGGACACAAGGGGCCAGACCUGGACCCAGACCCUCCAGCUAAAAGUGUACGAUGCAGUGCCCAGGCCCGUGGUACAAGUGUUCAUUGCUGUAGGAGGGGAUGCUCAGCCCCCCAAAACCUGCCAGGUUUUCUUGUCCUGUUGGGCCCCCAACAUCAGUGAAAUAACCUAUAGCUGGCGACGGGAGACAACCAUGGACUUUGGUAUGGAGCCACACAGCCUCUUCACAGACGGACAACUGCUGAGCGUAUCCCUGGGACCAGGAGACAGAGGUGUGGCCUAUUCCUGCAUUGUCUCCAACCCUGUCAGCUGGGACUUGGCCACAGUCACGCCCUGGGACAGCUGCCAUCAUGAAGCAGCACCAGGGAAGGCCUCCUACAAAGAUGUGCUGCUGGUGGCGGUACCUGUCUCGCUGCUCCUGAUGCUGGUUACUCUCUUCUCUGCCUGGCACUGGGGCCCCUGCUCAGGGAAAAAGAAAAAGGAUGUCCGUGCUGACAGGGUGGGUCCAGAGACAGAGAACCCCCUUGUGCAGGAUCUGCCAUAAAGGACAAUAUGAACUGAUGCCUGGACCAUCAGUAACCGCACUGCACAGGCACACGAUGUUCGGGGACAUAACUGGUGCCUGGAAAUCACCAUGCUCCUUAUACCUCCCAUGGGAAUCCUGUCCUGCCUCGAAGGAGCAACCUGGGCAGCCAUCACACCACGAGGACAAAAAGCACCAGCACAUUUCGGACCUCCCCCUUCUCUCUCCCAUCUUCUCAUAUCCUGGCUCUUCUCUGGGCAAGAUGAGCCAAGCAGCACAUUCCCUCCAGGACACUGGAAGUUCUCCAGGAUCCAGAUCCAUGGGGACAUUAAUAGUUCAAGGCAUUCCCUCCCCCACCACUAUUCAUAAAGUGUUACCCAACUGGCACCAAAGAAUUGCCUCCAGCCUGAGUCUUAGGCUUUAAAAUAUAUUAGAUAUUUGAACUGAUAGAG
This is a messenger RNA of Mandrillus leucophaeus (drill), 1538 nucleotides long. It is a transcript of the gene SLAMF8, whose product is annotated as SLAM family member 8. Gene Ontology annotation, molecular function: signaling receptor activity. Gene Ontology annotation, biological process: leukocyte chemotaxis involved in inflammatory response; regulation of B cell differentiation. Lineage: Eukaryota; Metazoa; Chordata; Mammalia; Primates; Cercopithecidae. The coding region runs from base 250 to 1107 and encodes 285 amino acids. The record is from RefSeq and is a predicted model, not a curated record. The transcript has 5 exons.